AUGGCCGCCGGGGAUGAUGGGAGCUUUGGGGAACGCCGCGAGAGGCACAGGGGCCUGCCUGAGCCGCGGAGGCGCGGCUGGCCUGAGGCGCAUGCGCGAGCGUCAGCCGUAGCAGCAGCGGCAGCAGCAGCUGGAGCCGGGCUCGGGUGCGGGGAGCCGGGCGGGGGCUUCGAGGAGGGAGAGAAGAUGGCAGCGGCGGGGGCGUGUGGGGCGGGCUGCUGCAGCUGCUGCUGCUGUGGGGAGAGGGAGAGCCGCACCCCGGAGGAGCUGACUAUUCUGGGUGAAACAGAGGACGAAGACGACGAGAUUCUCCCACGCAAGGAUUAUGAGAGUUUGGACUAUGACCGUUGCAUCAAUGAACCCUACUUGGAAGUCCUAGAAAGUCUGGACAACAAGAAAGGCCGGCGGUAUGAGGCAGUGAAGUGGAUGAUGGUUUUUGCCAUUGGAGUUUGCACAGGCAUGGUGGGCCUCUUCGUCGACUUCUUCGUGCGUCUCUUUUCCAAACUCAAGUUCCACAUCGUACAGAGCUCAGUGGAGGAGUGCAGCGAGAAAGGCUGCCUUGCCGUAUCCCUGCUGGAGCUGCUGGGCUUUAACCUGACUUUCAUCUUCUUGGCCAGCCUCCUUGUCUUGAUCCAGCCUGUGGCGGCCGGUUCCGGCAUUCCGGAGAUCAAAUGCUACCUGAACGGUGUGAAGGUGCCGGGAAUUGUUCGUCUCCGGACUCUGGUGUGCAAAGCCCUGGGAGUGCUGUUCAGCGUUGCUGGAGGUCUCUUCGUCGGGAAAGAAGGGCCCAUGAUCCACAGCGGUGCCAUAGUAGGAGCUGGCUUACCUCAGUUCCAGAGCAUUUCUUUAAAGAAGAUCCGGUUUAACUUCCCCUAUUUCCGCAGCGACAGGGACAAACGGGAUUUUGUAUCUGCAGGAGCUGCCGCAGGGGUGGCGGCAGCCUUCGGGGCGCCCAUUGGGGGCACUCUCUUCAGCCUGGAAGAAGGAUCCUCUUUCUGGAACCAGGGACUGACGUGGAAAGUGCUUUUCUGUUCCAUGGCGGCCACCUUCACUCUGAACUUCUUCCGCUCCGGGAUUCAGUUUGGAAGCUGGGGGUCUUUCCAGCUCCCGGGACUGCUGAAUUUUGGAGAGUUCAAGUGCUUGGAAUCCGAUAAAAAAUGCCACCUGUGGACGGUCGUGGACUUGGGCUUCUUCAUCCUGAUGGGGGUCGUGGGGGGCUUCCUGGGGGCCACCUUCAACUGCAUCAACAAGAGGCUGGCGAAAUACCGCAUGCGGAACGUGCACCCCAAACCCAAGCUAGUCAGAGUCUUGGAGAGCUUGUUGGUGGGUCUAACGACCACCCUGGUGGUCUUCGUCGCUUCCAUGGUUCUAGGCGAGUGCCGGCCACUGUCGUCCGCCAACCACGGAGACAACAGCUCUCUCAGCCUGCAGGGCUCCUCGUCCUCCGACGAAGUGAAUUCCAGCAUCAAGACGUUCUUCUGUCCCAACGACACGUACAACGACAUGGCAACGCUUUUCUUUAACCCGCAGGAGUCGGCCAUCUUGCAGCUUUUUCACCAGGAGGGUACCUUCAGCCCAGUCACGCUCUCCCUGUUUUUCCUUCUCUAUUUCUUACUCUCCUGCUGGACGUAUGGGAUUUCUGUGCCCAGCGGCCUCUUUGUCCCGUCGCUGCUCUGCGGGGCCGCUUUCGGACGCCUGGUGGCCAACCUCCUCAAAAGCUACAUCGGUCUGGACCACAUCUAUUCGGGGACCUUUGCGCUCAUCGGAGCGGCCGCCUUCCUAGGCGGUGUCGUCCGCAUGACGAUCAGCCUCACCGUGAUCCUGAUUGAGUCCACGAACGAGAUCUCCUACGGGCUUCCCAUUAUGGUCACGCUGAUGGUGGCCAAAUGGACGGGCGAUUUCUUCAACAAGGGCAUCUACGACAUCUACGUGAACUUGCGUGGGGUGCCGCUGCUGGAGUGGGAAACCAAGGCGGAAAUGGACAAGCUGAGGGCCAGCGACAUCAUGGAGCCCAACCUGAUGUACGUCUACCCGCACACCCGGAUCCAGUCCCUGGUGAGCAUUCUGCGCACAACGGUCCAUCACGCCUUCCCGGUGGUGACCGAAAACCGGGCCUACGAGAAGGAGUUCAUGAAGUGGGACCAGCUGAUCAGCAAUAACAUUAAAUUCAAGAAAUCUAGCAUCCUCACCCGAGCCAGCGAACAGCGCAAACGCAGCCAGUCCAUGAAAUCCUAUCCAUCCAGCGAAUUGCGCAAUAUGUGUGAUGACCACAUCGCGACCGAAGAGCCGUCGGAGACGGAGGACAUGCUGCAGCAAAUGCUGGAACGGAGAUAUACCCCAUACCCGAACCUUUACCCGGACCAAUCCCCCAGCGAAGAGUGGACCAUGGAGGAACGCUUCCGUCCCCUCACCUUUCACGGCCUGAUCCUGCGCUCGCAGCUGGUCACCUUGCUCGUGCGAGGCGUCUGUUACGCGGAGAACCAGUCGAGUGCCAACCAGCCCCGUCUCUCGUAUGCAGAGAUGGCGGAAGAUUACCCUCGCUACCCGGACAUCCACGACUUGGACCUCACCUUACUGAACCCCAGGAUGAUAGUGGACGUCACGCCCUACAUGAAUCCAUCCCCUUUCACCGUCUCGCCCAACACCCACGUCUCACAAGUCUUCAACCUCUUCCGGACCAUGGGGCUCAGGCAUUUGCCGGUGGUGAACGCCGUUGGUGAGAUCGUCGGCAUCAUCACCCGGCACAACCUGACCCACGAGUUCCUGCAGGCCAGGCUGCGGCAACACUACCAGACCAACUGACCUCUUCCGCCGCCUCUCCGUCCCUUCCCAACUUCUGAGCCACCGCUUCGGUUUCCGCUUGGCCCGUGGGGCCGGCUUUGUGCACUUUAAAAAAAAGAAAGGACCAACCGGUUUUUCUCAUGGGAGCCCCCCCCCCCCAAAAAAACCCUCUGGGGCCAGGAAACGAGCGAGGAGCCGUGAUUUUCACACCCGCUGGCUGUUUUCAGGGGUCCACUCCCUGCUUUUUACGACAGUUGUUCGUCCCUCUUCCCAACUGGCUUUCGAUUAUAGUCCCACCAUUUCACGGCCCUGCCGACGCAUUUGAGAAGAAACUCAGCCGUAUUCCAGAUGGAAGGAGCGCUCUUUCUUGGUUCUCUCCCUGACUUCCUUCCGCGUAUCUUGCCUUACCAUAAACCGGUCUCAAGGGCUGGCCCCGUUUCCCGCUAAUUCCAAACGUCGCCAAGCAUUCCUCCGAUUCACAUUUCCCUUCUUUGGUAAGGCUGAGAAAGAAGCGCACCGUUUUUUUCCCCUUUGGGAGGGAAUCCCUGCGCUUCACAUUAAUUUAUUUCCCCCCCUUCCCCCUUCCGCUCUUGAACUCCGGUUUCGAAAAAGGCCUUGGGGCCCUCAAUGCCGAAAGAUCUCUGCUCGAGAGGAAUUCGGAUCGAGGGCUUGGUCCCUGUGGCCUUCCGGGAUUAUCAGCGGCAAAAAAAGUUGCAUGUGCGAGAAAGUGAACAAUCAUUGAACAUUAUGUGUGUGUGUGUGUAGAAGAUGAUGAAGUAAUAGUGUUCUGGAGAAUCGCCUUAUAUGGAUUUAGGGAGUUAGGGUUCAUACAUAUCAUUUUCCCACCAGUUUUAUGUUGACCACUGGAUGUUUGGAAUUGAUUCGAACAGGUUUGUCCAGAGGGAAUGAAUGCACGCAGAUUUCUCUCACUAUCUAGCGAUGGUCAAGCGUUUAGAGGUGAAUCUCGCUUUCCCCUGGGGGAGUGGCUUGGCGGUCCCCAUCCUGUUGUGGUCCUUUGAAUGGAAAAAGUUUCUCCACUACGGACCUUCUGGUGUCCCCUUCCUUUGUCCGCCCUUUGCCCGAGGCCGGCUGGUCACAGCAUACAGCCGAUGCUCUGUGCAGAAUUAAGCUUGAUCGCUUUUAAAGAAUAUUUUGGGUGGCCUGCAGCGGGGCGUUAAAAACGUCACCUUUCAUGGCAACGUCCCGCUGUUGGCAACCAGCAGCCGUUCCUGCCUCGAGUUUAGCAGUUGCACGGAUUGGGCCUUUGAUUUCUCGGCGUGGAGCAAAAUAGAAGCUUGCAGCCAGGUGUGUCCUUUCUCCCGAAAUCUACCUGCAUGCUUUCUCCCCACCUCUCUAACUUUUUAAGUGUGCUCUUGCUGCCUUCCUCUUCCUCUUUCUGCACAGGACAGCUGGAUCUUCUGAUCUGACAUGGCUGUUCCUUCCGCCGGCGGUAACGAGAAUCCCCUGCACAACCGUUGGGAGUCCUGCUCUGAGCAAGACACGCCCAGUCAGGGCCUUUUCCCUUAACCGUUCCCAGGCGCUCACUCAGAAGUGCACGAAGGAAUUACCCUUCUCCCUGUAUGUCUCCCUGUCCUUGCAUAACCCCUCUGACUCCUUUUGCCUUGAAACCGCGUACCUGUUGCCGGUUCGGCCGCUAUCCUUUGACACUCAAACCCUGAACUCCAGUUUUCAUAGAAAGCCUUUAACUAGAACCAAUCUCGCCAGAGGGGGGGAAUCGUUUAGCAGUUGCGAUGGGGUACCCAGGCAGAACUGGAAUAAUUCCGGGCCUGGGGAGGGAGGGGGCCGCCCGCAGAGACUCGGAGCUUUCUCAUAAUAAUCACCAGCUCCCCUCUGAAGGCUCAAGCCGGCUGCAGCCGGUCUGGUGUUUCUAACAAGACCCAUCCUGGCAAUAUUCCGGCAGGCUCCUGCGGUCGUAGGUUUUGGCCUUCGCAUAAAUCGCUCCCCGGGGAAGUCAGGCCCGUGCUUACGAAGGGCAUGAACUGUAAUGCUGAUGGGCUUGAUAAAGCACAGCACAGGAUUUGCGUUUUCUCAAUUAGGGGAUGCAUUCCAGGAAAGGGUCCUUGCAGGGUCCUCUCCUCCGCUUUCUCUAGCAGGCUGCCUUUCAACCUAUCCUGUGCUACAGACAGCAGCUGUGGCGUCCAGGAAUUGAUCCCCCCCCAUGUCCUAUAAUCCUGAUCUUAUUGAUUCUAAGACCUUACAGUCAGUUUUCCCCUUAUUUCGACUGUCUUGUCCCAUAGAAACCAACGAGUCUUGCUUGACCCAGCCGAGGGUUGGUUCAGACAUGCGCUCCGGUCUUCCUAAUACCGUGACGUCCGAAUCACCAGCGCCCAGAUCUCGCCUGCGCUCGGGGCGGGGGGCGCGUGUGGGUCGUGGGUGUGGCAGAAGGCACGACGCACAUCGGUUUGGUCGUGACGUUCCAAGCGAGGCAACGGGGGGGAAGGGGAUUCUCCGUAGGCGGAAGCAAAAUCUAGGGCUGACAGGAUCUCAUUUAGGACAAAUGGGUCGAGAACCCCCCCCCCCAUUCACGAUGAAUCCAAUGCGUGGGCACAGAGGAGGGGGGACGACGACGACAGCCCCGCUUUUCAAAUGGAGCCCCUACCCAAAAGGAGGCAGAGAAAACAUUGACGAUCUCAGCGGCUCACACCGUUUCGGUUGUAGUGUGAACUUCGGCUUUUGUGUUUUCUAAUAACACUUCGCUUAGACUUUUUUCCCCUAAGGGUGGGGGAGACAGGAAUGGAAAAAGGCGGGCAGUUCUGAAUUCUGGUUUCAUCUACUUGAGGCAGGAAUGCUUUGCUCACCUCCCUGAUACUGUGAUGCUGUUGUUUUUCGAAAGUUGAGCUUCCUCCUUUCCCCCUCCCCCUUCCUUCCUUCCUUCCUCUCUUUAUCAGGUUGCAGCUAUUUCUUUGCCUGCUCUUACCCCCCCCCCUUUAAAAAAAUAGGGAGGGGGCAGCCCUUCCAGAGGUAUCGACGGCCUCAAACCUCCUUGAAGCCUGGCUGUUUCUGGUUGCAGCAGGUCCUGUCUUGGCCUGGCUUGAUCACUUUGACAGCUGUCUUUCUCGAGGCCGGCUGGUGCAUUCAGACCAGAACUCUGUCUCUUCUCUCCCCUCUUAAUCCGCCCAUUUUCCUGCCAUCAGCACUCUCCUGUUCUGGCACCUUGUUGAAAGUGGCUGAGAGGUCUUGAAAUGUGGACCCCUGGUUAAUGCUGUAGAUUUCCAGAUUUCUGCACUGAAGGAGCGUAAUUGGGGUGUCAUCCACAUUUUGUGUAAGCGCCUUGUGUUUGCACGGCACAAUAACCCACCGUGGCUUAAUUUAGCUGUGGGCGCUGUCACAAGAACCUGGUUUAAGCGUGGCUUGCUUUGUCGGACGAACUCAGGUGGCCCGGCUCGUUGGCGUGAACAGCAGCCUUCCAAGACGCCUGAGCUGUUGCUGGAUUGCUGUCUGCUUCCAGCAAGCCACGCUGUACAGGUUCACACAACACGACAAACCAUGGUUAAGUCAGGUGCCACGGAAAAAUAAUGGCCGCUUGUACCCCCGUGGCUAAAUUAAGCCAUGGCGGGCUGUCAUGAAAUGCGAACCAGGGUUCUUCGACUCCUUGUGUCUGUGUUGCCAUUCUAUGUCUCCAUGUGUGUGUGUGUCCCUGUCUGUCUGUCUGUCUCUCUCUCUCUCUCUCUUUCUCUGUGCCUGUCUCUGUCUCUCUGUGUGUAUGUGUCUGCCUGUCUUUCUCUCUGUGUGUGUACCUGUCUCCCUCCCUCCCUCCCUCUCUCUGUGUGCCUGUCUCUGUCUCUCUCUGUGCCUGUCUCUGUGUGUAUGUGUCUGCCUGUCUUUCUCUCUCUCUGUGUACCUGUCUCCCUCCCUCCCCCCUCCCUCUCUCUCUGUGUGCCUGUCUCUGUCUUUCUCUGUGCCUGUUUCUCUGUGUGUGUGUCUGCCUGUGUCUCUCUCUCUCUGUGCCUGUCUCUCUCUCUGUGCCUGUCUCUGUUUGCGCAUUUGUGUCUGAGAGGGGUUUGAACCCGAAGAGGAGGCUUCUGCUCUCUCCCCAGCAUUCCAGCACCUUGCCAUGGAACGACAACUUUUGCCACCUGACACGUCCAGAUGAGCCGGCUUGUUUCUGCACAUCCCUCAGCAGUGGGCGGGAAAGCGUCGCAGACCGGUUUCCGCCGUCUUGUAAGGUGCUGAACCAAAUGAAGGGGCAUCUCCUUUCCCUGCUGCCCUUCCUCUCCAGAGCUGUAGGGAAGCAACAUUUAUUUAUUUUUGCCUUGAGCCAAUUUGAAGGCCCAGGUUUCGUGUGUGUCGUCCCCCCUCCCCCCCGUGCCACCCAGCUCAAAUAGUUCCACUUUAUUAAAACACGAAGAAGGGCUGUCACCAGGUGUCAAUUGUGUUGACAAAGCUGUCGCUGUGCCGUGCGCGAUCUUCCUCCUUCCCCUUCACAAUGACAAACUCCUUCCUUGCUCAAACCGACCUGGGGCUUGUUAAGAGGAGGCAGCUGACACGGCACUUAGUCGCUGCGCCCGUGCGAUGUUAUUUAUUUUAUUUUAUUUUAUUUUGUCUGGGGGUGUGGGGGGGAAACGACGACUCUCUAGCUGUAAGCUAGCUGGUCCUCAUUAGCGUGACUCAAAUCUCCUUCCCCUGCCUUGACAGUUCCUGCAGAGGCGACUGAGUUUUUUCUUUUAGAAGGACUGCAUCUUGCAAUGCUUUGAUUGGGUGCUCUGUGUGUGUGUGUUACCUCUGGGGUUUUAAAAUUCCCGACACCGUGACAGUUGCAGCGUACAGCGACCGAUCUUCGAAGCUGACACUUGGGGAAAGGACUUUGAAUCGAUCACACCUUGCUUUCCUCUGAUAAGACACUUGCCUUCAUUACCUUUUCCCUCCUGGAGGGCCAUCCUGAACUUCUUUUUAUGUUUUAGGACCAUCGAUGUCUGUGUGUAAGAGAUUAGCGAGAGGCCCGAUGGAUUUUAUCUGCCACAAGUUCCGUGCGCUCCAGAUGGCGCUGGGUUUUGGAAACUGUGCCUCUCUUGGUGUUGCUGGACUCCAACUCCCAUUGUCCGCAGUGGUCAGGGCUUACAGGGAUUGCAGUCCACCAGAAACUCAAGGUUCUUAAUCGCUGCUGUAGAGCAGGGGGUGGGCAGAUCUCCAGAUGUUUUGGAGUUCAAAGCUGAGCGUUCCUGAUUAUCAUCCAUGAUGGUGGGGACUUCUGGAGGUUGAAGCCCUCAACGUCUGGAGACGGGCCUUCUGCCAAACCCUGCUUGUGGGAUGCGGCAUUCUGGCUCCUGGUGCAACCUGCCCCUUGUGUGAACAGCCUCGCCUUUUAAGCGUGCAAAGGCCAACCUGCACACUUGGCGUUCCACCCACCCACACCCAUGCCUCUUAUCCCAAACCUAGCACCAGAAAGCUCCUGUUUUUCUGCAACGUGUAUCUCCAAGAAUUUGUAAUCCCGCUGGUGGUUCUCUUUCUAAAAACGGGCAGUGACGGACCUUCUCAACCGCUUCGUUUUGCGGAGUUUAAAACAAGCGCUCAGAGCCUGGGGAAGGGUUCACUUGGAAUGCAGCGCUGAUCUCUCACGUUGCGAGAUAUUAAACUUCUCGAGGCCCGUGUCCCUCUGUCCACAGCGGUGGGACCUUCUGCCAAUCCUCGUUCCCCUCUUGACUCAACCCAUUUCCUUGUUUUUUCCCCAUUUCUGCAAAGUGGUCGUCCCGGCCUGCUCCAGGUGAAGGCAGUUUGACCAGAGCGCUCGGUGCUAGCUUGAGAUUCGAAUGGGCGGCAUACGCACUACAUUCCCGCAUCAGUAUUCAAUGAAGCCUUGGGGAACAUGGGAAGGGUGUUCCUGAGAUGCCGACUCUCUUCUCUUACGCAGUGUUAACGUGUGAUACGAUGCUAUAAUAUGGGAACCCGUGUCCCUCCAAAUUGUUAUACUCCAACUCCCAUCGGCCUGACAUUUGGCCAUGGUGACUGGGCUGAUGGGAAUUGUAGUCCAACAUCAUCUGGAGCUGUCAUGGGUUCUGUGUCUAGAUCCCUGUCUCUCCCUCCACAACACCAUUUAUUCCCAUUAACCACUGGAACUUUUCUUCAUUCAAGGCACAAUCCUAUGCCUGUUUGGAUGGAAAAAAGUCCUGCAACUCCCAGGAAAGCCAGACUUCUUUCUGUCUUAACGUGCAUGGGGUCGUGCCCUUUAUCUCUCUAAUCUCCCCCCCCCCAAAAAAAAAUCUGGAUUGCACUUUCUGCUGUUCCCAGAUCAUGGAAAGUAACUCUGCUGUGUCUAUCAUUUUUUAUUUUUAAAAUCCCGUGUUGAUAAUGGUUUUUAUUUGUAUUCGAGCCCCUUGCGUUGGUAUGGCCACGAUCGUCCUCUUUAAAA
This is a messenger RNA of Elgaria multicarinata webbii, 9148 nucleotides long. It is a transcript of the gene CLCN6, whose product is annotated as chloride voltage-gated channel 6. Lineage: Eukaryota; Metazoa; Chordata; Lepidosauria; Squamata; Anguidae. The transcript is spliced from 24 exons. Gene Ontology annotation, cellular component: intracellular membrane-bounded organelle; lysosomal membrane. Gene Ontology annotation, molecular function: voltage-gated chloride channel activity. The record is from RefSeq and is a predicted model, not a curated record. Bases 1 to 2802 code for a protein of 933 amino acids. Gene Ontology annotation, biological process: transmembrane transport; chloride transport.